Messenger RNA from Triticum dicoccoides, 3103 nucleotides. RefSeq lists its product as uncharacterized. NCBI's taxonomy places the organism in Eukaryota, Viridiplantae, Streptophyta, Magnoliopsida, Poales, Poaceae. The coding region runs from base 292 to 1098 and encodes 268 amino acids. The record is from RefSeq and is a predicted model, not a curated record. The transcript is spliced from 2 exons.
ACAGCCCACAGCGACGCGACCUAGUCACCAGUCACCAGGACGCGCCGCCGCUCGGCGCUUACCCAGUCUGCCGCCGCCGCUCCUUCUCAUCGGUAGUUCGGCGCUGACCGCCGGUGGCCGGAGGCCCGAAGCAACCGCCGCGACCCGCCGACCCGCCGAGCCGGACCAGACGGUCGCACUGCCGCUCAGGAGGAGCUCCUCUCGCCCGCGCCUCCGGUACCGACGGUCGACGCCCUCGUCUCCUCCGACCCUCCCCGCUCCCAGUGCCGGCCGUGGCCUCGGCCUCGUGCCAUGAUGGCGGAAGAGGACGUUGACUGGACACAGGUGUUUGAUCGGGUCAAAGGUUCAAUCUUUUCCAUCCAGUUUGCUCCGAAACAAGACCAGCUCGAAGAACUCAAAAUCCUGGCUGAUGAGGUCAAGACAGUAAAAGAUAAAGAAUCGCGGUACGACAAGGUCAGGAAUGGGCAUUCUUCUACUGGUUUUGCCUACUAUUCUAGACCAACCGGACUGCUAAUCAUGACAAGUGCACACGGUUUGAGCCAUCUCUUCAAUGCGUCUCGACCUUUGACACGAGAGACACUGGAUAUGAUGGACAUUACUGUCUUAUGUGAUCACCAGGAAGAAACUAUUCAGGAAGCUAGGUUGGUUAAUGCUGUCAGGAAGUACGGCACUGCAACAGUAGCUGGGGUUGAUUCAGGUGAAGAUACAAUUGUUCUGAGUGUUGAGAACAGCAGCCUCAAGAAUUACUCAGACGAUGGCGUAUGCGCCCAAGCACACCCUACCCUUGAGAUCUCUGCCAAAACUCCAAUAAAUCAUAGGCAGUGCAUGAUGGUGUCUUGGCCGUCCAAUAUGCCUAGAAUGGUCUCUAUAGGUACAACUGUUUCUUCAAGGGGGAUUGACAUGCCCGAUCCUUUGGGGUACAACAUGAAUGUAUUGGAAGUCGACAUGAGAACUGCUGAGAGCUCGUCCGGGGCGCCACUGUUCAACUCAAACGGCGAGGUCAUUGGUAUUCUGCAAGGGAGACUGAGUCGGACCCGCUCGAUCUUCGUGGCGGUGUCACAUCUGCAUGGAUGGGUCCAAGCAGCUCAUGGCGCAUGAGUUAAAGCUGCAAAUCGUCGACCAAAAUAGAAUUUAGGCUCUAUUUAUCUUGGCAUGUAGUAAUUCUCUGUUAGUAACACUCAUUCCGUAUGUUAAGACAUUAAUUUAUGUCUCCUCUUGCCUUGGUUUGGCGGUUGGGUCGCCUGUGCUAGUGGCAAACAAAAAACUGUUAGUAAUAUGUAGCAUCCAUAAUUGCCAAUGGUAAGUGUAAGUCUCGGAAGUACAGUAUGACAAAACCGCAGGCAUGUGUUCUUCAGAUAUGCUUAUGUGAUGUUUAUUCCUCCCUCAUCCAUGCGUUUUCUCUUCUUUUUUCAGAUAUGUUGUGUGUUUGGUAAGUGUACGAUCUAUGUUUCACCAGCAGGGGGCUGUGCUUCUUUUUCUCGAGAUGCCUCAGCUGUAUAUUAGUCCCAUUUUCUGUACUUUCAGAGCUAGUUUGGUAUUAGAUUAGUUUGUACUUUGUACAGCUAGUUUGGGUUCAGAAUCAGGAUUGGGAAUGUUGGCCGCUCCUACCUGAUUGCUAUUAGAGUGUUUUCAUUCUUCUUCUGGUUUGGUCUACGUUUACAUGCCCAUCUAGUGGGGGCUGUGCUGUUUUCUGAAUGUGAGGUUAGCCAAGAGUUUGGUUCAGAGUCUGAAUGUGAGGUUAGCCAAGAGUGUUUGGUUCAGAGACAUGAUCGAAAAUGCGGGUAGCUGCUAGCACAGUUCGUAGAACUUUUGAUUCUUGUGCCGUUUUUGCUAUAUUAUCCGUCGUGCAGCAAUUUUUGUGAUCAUCAUUCAUCUGUCGUAUAGCUAGAUUCGCGCACUGCUAUGUUGCUUCAGGCAUGGUCUUCACUGCAGUUAUGCACGGACACAAAAGUUUUUUUCAUUUAUUGAGUGAGGUGUACAGGUCCUAUAUACCUUACCUGUCUAUAAAUUUCAGCGUAGGUGCAUCAUUUUUUGUAACUCCUUUCGUGAUCUCAUUUAGUGUCUCACUGUUUUGUACAUGCAUGGUUGAGACGUUCAGAUGGGAUUUAUGUAACCAAUCUCUUUUCCAUUUUUCGUGAGCAGUAUAUGUUAGCUGGUUAUGUAGCAUUGCUUUAUUAAGUCGUCGCAAUGUUUUCCGCUGGGAUUUAGCCAAACUGUUUGUGUGGUUCAGAAGCUCAGAUGGGAUUUCUGCUUUGGUAUCUGCAGUGUUCUAUAUUCAGACAUCACUGUUCAGGCUUUUGAGAGAAGGUGCUAGCCAAGUGUUCAGAAGCUUUUUCAUUCAUAUAAUUUUGAGAUCAGAGCAUGUGUUGUCAUUUUUUAUUUUCCGGGUUAUCAUAAGCAUCAUUGUUAAGUCCCAGGUCAUCCAAAGUCAUCUGUUAGUCACAGUUAAGGUUUAAUUCUGUUUCUCUAGACAGCUUGCUUAUUUAUCAUUGUUCAUAGUUUCAUUCUUCUCAGUUAUUGUUCAGUAUUCGCUAAUUAAGUUUUCAAUCCUAGGUUUUUCUUUUACCUUCUCCUGAAUAAAGAAAUCUCAGCUACUAACAUGCAUGUUCAAGUGGAUUGAUUAUUUUUGCAGUAUUUUUUUUCGUGGUCCUCUCGCCUGCAAGUCGUGAGUGGGCAACACCUUGCUUCUGGAUUGGCUGACUGCGUUCUGCUGGACUACCAACGUUUUGAGCAGCUCCACGCAAGCGUUGAAUCUCUCCCGAUCUGAGUGAUCAUCGCCAAGUUGGAUGUUUUCCAGCCCUUCAGUUGCAGCCGUCAUGUUGUCAUGUUCUUGCCCUGGGUGCAGAAAGACGCUGCAUUGGGGGUCCGCGCCCCGCCCCUGAUGGUGUUGCAGAUGUUCCUGCCAGAUCGGCCACGGUAUCAGUCUGCAAGCGUGUGAAUCGUGAUGGCCGGUCCCGGACGAGCUCCAUGGAGGCCAGGAGCUCGUUCUGCCUUCGGCAGGAGAGCGUUCGCCUUGUGCUGGCGGGAGAUAACCUUCUGAAUUUUUGUCCACUUUUGUAAGACGUUUUAGACAUUUAAAACAAAACGGAGGGAGUAGCUUUUA